UUUUUGAUAUCCUUCCGCACGCUUUUAUGUUGUCAGUCUCUCUCUCUCUCUGUUUUGGGAGAAAGAAAACAAAUAAUCCAAGAUGGCUACACCGCGUCGGAAGUUACUUGCACUGUUGAUUAUUUCAACUAUUUUACUACAAUUUGUUGUGGAAUUUUGUGAUGCAGGAAGAAGUAGUAGAAUAUCAACUUCCAGAAGAAUGUCUACUAGGAGAUAUUCUAGAACUAGUUUAACAAGAAGUACACUCCGAACAAAAUAUGGUCAGUCAAUUUCUUCUACCCGAAGCAAGAUAUCAAGAAUUGGUUGGAAGCAUGCACUAUUAGCUGGUGGUUUGUUGUACAUAGGUUCUCAAAUGUACAUGAGUCGUCGUAUGUACUAUUCACAUCCUUCCCGAACACCCACCAUUUGUUCCAACUAUGUUGAUGCUGAUGAAAAUGGUACAGUCUAUAAGAUGUUUAUAUGCCCUAGACAUUACGAAAGUGAUAAUCAAGUUCACUGUUGUGGACCAGAAGGACAACAGAGAUGUUGUGCUGCAACUAAAACUACUGGUGGUGUAGUUGGUAUUGUUAUUGGUGUCAUCAUUACUGUGGCAAUCAUUGCUGGUGUCAUCUACUGUGUAUGUCGAAACAAGAAGCAAAGAGGACAUGUCAUUGACAAAGAUGGUGAAGGACAAGAAGUUAUAAUGGGACCACCCCCAGUCGUAAUACCACCACCUGGACCAAUGGGUUAUGGUCCACAUCCAGGAAUGAUGCCUCCCCCUGUAAUGGAUCCCAACCAAGCACAAUAUCCAAUGAAUUAUGGCUCUACAUAUGGACAGCCUUCAUGUCCACCACCACCACCAGAAUAUGACCCUUUGUUACAAGGUUACCCAUAUCCAGCACCACCUCCAGGACAACCUGUACCAGGAUCAAUUCCUCCACCCUAUGCACAGCCUAUUCCCAGUGCACCAAAUAUGAUGCCACCAGGUGUACAACCUGGUAUGCCACCACAACAACCACCACCACCACCAGGCUUCUACACACAAGGACCUCCUCCUCCACAUCCACCACCUCCCUAUACCAUGCCUUGAACUGUUUUAUUUCUUUUGUCUGUCUUCAUAAAAUGAUGAUGCUUUUUACUACUAUAAUUACUACUACUACUCCAAUUAAGGCUGAUUAUUAUUAUUAUUAUAAUACUCAUAAGUAUCACCACUCUUAUAAAUUUGUUAGAUAAGAAAAGCUGACAUAACAUGCAUGUUCAACUUCUUUACAUCCAAAAACUCAUUUCACAUAAUGAAGAUCCUUGCCUAGAAUCAAAUAUAGAAUCUGAUCAUGAACUCAUAUUUGGCAACAUUCACUGAAAAAACAAAAAAAGCUAUAUAUUCCCUCAAAAUCUCCAUAAAAUAUCAACAGAUUUCUCUAUAUAUCACUCUGGCCCUAGUGGAAGAUGUGUGACCUCAUAGCAUCCCUUUAGUGUCUUCCCAUUAAAUUUUGUAGAGAACAUUUUAUUUGGAUGAUAAUGAUGAUAGAAAUGCUAGGAGGAGCUAGGAGAUGUAUGCUCCUUAUGAACUUGAUCACAGGAACUGGUUCCAGUUCUGAAAGAAUGCCACCAGAGGGUUCUUGUUCUACUUUUUCUCCUUGGGAAAGGCACACAUGUCAAAACAUCCACUUAUUUUUUCUUUCCUACAAAUGUAUGGUCUUGUGCCACAUCACUAAAAAAAUUAUGUUAGGAGACACAUCAGUCAAAAACAUUGCUAUCAGUUAACAAAAGCGAAUAAGGAGUAAAAUUAAUUAUUCAUAAGUCACUUCUCUGUAUUUUCUUAUUUCAAUACCUGGUUGAUAUAUAAACACACAUACAUACACAAAUAUAUACAUAUAUAUGUAAACUACUUUUUCUUCUGGUUAUGUUUUCACACACAUAUGUGUGUGUGUGUGUGUGUGUAUUUCUUAUUUUAAUUUUGAGCAAAUGUUACUUGCCUUUCAAGAUUAUACUAAUUUGAUUUUUUGUCUUCUUUGGUUACCAAAAUGUUUUGAAAAAUGAAGAAAUGUAAAAUGUUUGCCACAUAGCUAUUUGAAUUAGUGCUGUUGCUAAAGACUUUUCUCAGAAGGCUUCUGUUUAUAUUUUUUUAUGAUUUCAAUGUGAUAUUCAUUGCAUGCUUCAGUCUAAAUACAACAUUUCACAUAUUAAUGAUUUGAUCACGAAAGCUUCCUAAGUUGGUUUUUUUGACAAGUACACAUAAUUGUCUGAAUAAUUUUUUUUUCUCACAAGUUCAAAUUCUUAAUUGGCUAAGAUUUUUCUUCAGUGGAAAAUUGAAGAAAAUUGGACUAACUACAAAACAAAAAAAUGUGGUUACACAUACACACACACACACACACAUGUACACAGUGUUGUAUCCAGUGAAAUAAAGACUGUUGCUGCUGUGGGGAUUUCUAUGGUAAACUAAAAAUGUCCUAAUAAAAGAGAUGAAAGACAAAGUUAUCAUAUGGCAGGGCAUCCACUCACCAUAUCAUUUUGAUAAUUACAUAUAAGAUUAUAAUAGCUAAUUAUUUUUAAUGAAAGCUUGUCCAGGUUUGAGAUGUGAAGGUAUUGGUAAAUUUAGUUUAUUUUCCAGCUGGUUUUCAGGCUUCUGAGACCUCAUCUCUUUCAUCAGUCUUUUGGAUAGUGUGAAGGGCAUUAAGUAAACAUUGCAGUUCCAUGCAAAUCAUAGCCCUUCUAAUUUGUUUUGUUUUAGUUUAGUGCCUAUAACAUUUGUGGGUCACACUCCCAGACUAGUGAUAUUGGUCUGAUUUAUGUUCAAAUGUCAACAUCUACUGAAAAAAAUAUGAACAGAAGGAAUGUUUCAAAGAGAUGCAUUUCAGAAGACGAGAGUAAUGUGUUGUUUAUCAUGGGAUAUAAGAAAAUUGAUGCAUUAAGAGACAACAGAAGGGCUUCAGUAGAUAUAGUUUAUAUGCUUAGGUUGUGCAGCUGAUAUGGCUGUUGUUGAGAGGCUGAUAGAAGUGACAGGUCAGAUGUCUUUGUGAAUCUGUUGAAUUGCCUUCUAAUGCUUUCUUAUAUGUUUGUAUAUGUACAACAGCAUCCUUGUACUAGAUGGACGUUGGAUUUAAAUAACAAUAUUGUCUAUAAAUUAUUGAUAUUUAGAGUGUGGUUGGGCAAACAACUUUGAUUUUGCUUUACUAUCAGAAGAGACUUUACAUGAUGUUAUGAUUGCAUUUAGCAGAUUUGGUGAGAGGAAAUAUAUCCUUGCUACUGAUUUUCCUUUCUCAGGUUAUAAAAUCUCUACUAACCUUGGUAUUGAAGCUCUCCUAACCCAAAGAGCUACUUUAUCCUUUUUAGAUAUAUAUUAUUGUAUUGUGAGAAAGUUAGCAAAGGAAUUCUCUCUUUUUUAUCCUAAGUAAAUCCACUUAACAGCUGUUGGUGUUUGACUGCUAGCAACGCAUUAGAACAUUUUUCUCUUCCAUAGUCUACCCUGGUUUAAAAAGCAUGCACACACACACACACACACACACACACA
Messenger RNA from Octopus bimaculoides (California two-spot octopus), 3490 nucleotides. RefSeq lists its product as uncharacterized. The record is from RefSeq and is a predicted model, not a curated record. Lineage: Eukaryota; Metazoa; Mollusca; Cephalopoda; Octopoda; Octopodidae.